Messenger RNA from Coffea eugenioides, 3854 nucleotides. RefSeq names its product COP1-interacting protein 7. The record is from RefSeq and is a predicted model, not a curated record. The transcript is spliced from 9 exons. The coding region runs from base 169 to 3633 and encodes 1154 amino acids. Gene Ontology annotation, biological process: response to light stimulus; positive regulation of DNA-templated transcription. Lineage: Eukaryota; Viridiplantae; Streptophyta; Magnoliopsida; Gentianales; Rubiaceae.
UGUGCCCCAGGAGCUUCAUCGCCUCCCCUUUUCCUGUCCAUUAUCUAAAUUUCUGAUUAAAGAAUUGCAAGAAUCAUCUUCCAAGAAGACUAAUGUACUGAAACAACAAGACUUUCUGAUUCCUGUUUCUUUGUUUCUCUGAGUGUGUGCUUUUGUGCGUGAAAAAGUAUGGACUCGAGAACCCAUCUUGAUUAUGUUCUGUUUCAGCUUACACCGACUAGAACCAGGUGUGAUCUUGUAAUUUUUGCUGGUAACAAGAAUGAGAAAUUAGCUUCUGGGCUGCUGGAACCAUUUCUUUCUCAUCUCAAAUCUGCAAAAGAUCAGAUUUCUAAAGGGGGUUAUUCCAUUACUCUUCGGCCUACGUCCAAUAACGCCUCUUGGUUCACUAAAGCCACUCUGGAAAGGUUCGUGAGGUUUGUUAGUACUCCAGAAGUUCUUGAGAGAUUCGUGACUAUUGAGAGGGAGAUCACGCAGAUUGAGGACUCAAUUCUGUUGAAUGAACAAGCAAAUGGGCAGAUUGAUGCUGACGCAGGAAACAUGUCCUUGGCUGUUGCGAAUACAAAAGGUUCAGCUGCUCAAGCUAAGGUCGAGUCGAGUGGAAAUGGAGAUGCCACACAAGAAGAGAAUUCCAAGGUUCAACUUUUGCGUGCCUUGGAAACUCGGAGGGCUGUACUAAGGAAAGAGCAAGCAAUGGCUUAUGCUCGUGCUUUGGUAGCAGGAUUCGAGAUGGAUUACAUAGAUGAUCUGAUAUCAUUCAGCGAUGCAUUUGGAGCUAAUCGUUUAAGGGAAGCAUGUAACAAUUUCAUGGAAUUGUGCAAUAAAAAGAGUGACGAUAGAAUCUGGAUGGAUGAAGUGGCAGCAAUGCAGGCCUUCUCUCCAGAAUUUUCUUACUUGGGAACAUCUGGAAUCAUCAUUGCUGGUGAAGGUAAUGAUGGUGGUCUCUCCAGCAGACAACCGAAUGGGCAAGUAGAUGCACCAGCAUCUGACUCAACCACAAGUCCUGGAAGUUUAGAGACUAAUCCUGAUAAUGGCUUGCCAAAAGCAACUUUUGCACAAUCAUCUCAAGUACCACCAUGGGCACAGUACAUGCAUAAUUUUCAAGGUCCUGCAUUCCAACAGUUUCCCCCAUAUCAAGGCUACUUCUAUCCCGGAAUGCAGGUUCCCCCGUCAUAUUUUCCAGGAAAUGGACCAUGGCCUUCAGGUACUGAAGAAUCUGGUUUGGGCCAUCAUGCGGAUGAUGAUCGGAAAAGUAAAUCUGUUUCCAAGAACAAGGACAAAUUUUCAAAUAGAAGAAAAGAGCGUACAUCUAAACAUAGUGAUAGCAAUGAGCCUAGUUACUCCAGCUCAGCAAGUGAUUCAGAGGACUAUGAGGAUGAUGGAAAAAGGCAUUCCUUGGAUCAGUUGCCUAAGAAGUCUGGAAAAAGUUCUUCGCGGAAGGUUGUUUUCCGCAACAUAAACUACAUUACUUCCAAAAGAAGUGGAGAAAGAGAGAGCAAUUCUGAAGUUGAUUCGUCAGAUGAGGAUGGAUUCAUAGAUGCUAAUUCCCUUAAACAGCAGGUGGAUGAAGCUCUUGGAUCAUUCGAUAAACGGCACAAAUCAACAUCAGGCAAGAACAGAAAACGGGAUGGAAUCAAAAAACACAUCAAUGAAACAGAUGGUCUUGCUAAUAGGGACAUUGAAAAUAUAUCCGCAGCCAUAACUGACGGAGAAAAGAAAACUCAGGAGUGGGAUGUUUUCCAGAGUCUUCUUAUGAAGGAUGCAGACUCAGAUUCAAGAGCGAUUGACACUAGCCAAAGCACCGGAGAAUAUCACGAGUAUAUGACCAACAAGUUCUCAGGGGGACAAAAAUUUUCGUCCUUUAGUGUGGAAGCAGAGGAUGUGCCAAGAAAUCGUGGUAUUGCAACAGAUGCUUUUCUGUUGGGAAAAAGGUCUGUAGCUGAUGAGGGUAUACCAAAUAUGGCAAAUUUUGAUGCUGGGGAAAAUGUCCGUGCUGUAGUAAAGAGAGGAACUGCAGAUGAGGAAUUAUUACUGUCACAGAGAUUUGUAGGUUCAGAAGCACAUCGCCAAGCUACUUUGUCUGACUGGGGAACUGAAUCAUCCAUCAUGAAGAGCCAAAGAGAAGAAAACUGGUUUGUUGGCAAUCGACCAGAUAUAUCUGGAGAUCACGCGAUGUUUAAUGGUCAAAAUACUCCUGCCUACGGUGUUGAGCCUUUGCAGAUUAAGGAAAGCAAUAAAGAUGUUCUCGUUGACGACUCAUUCAUGAUUCAAGCUGGGCCAGUUGGUGGGCCAUCCAUUGACGAACAAAAGACUGAUAUUUUUCUGGAAGCAGAUAUAGCUGGUGCACACCAACAUGAUACUAGCAGACCUGAUGAUGCACAAGAUAAGAUCAGAACUAAUAAUGGUUAUGAACCAGAUGAUCUCUAUAUGGUGCUUGGACGGCAUUCGGUAGCUGAGCAAGUUGCUGCCCCUUGGAAUCCAGAGAUGGACUACAAUGAGAAUUCAUUAGCUGAAGCUGUGAAACAACAGUCUGAUGUUGAAACAAACGAUUCUAUUGAUGUUAAGAAGCUCCAAAAUGUUAAAUCAACUAACACCACUGCUGGUAAGUCUCAAGUCAAGUCUAAAACCACAGCUGGAUUACUAAGUAGGAGCAGAUCGGAAUUGUUAUCAAAAUCUGGGAACACUCCUUCCAGAAGCAAAACAAUGGUUCACAGGAGCAAAACUGAUCAGGAAGAAGAGAAUAGAAAGAAGAUGGAAGAAUUACGCAUUCAGCGCCAAAAACGAAUUGCUGAAAGAAGUGCCACCAAGGCGUCCCCUGCAGUAACUUCAAGGAUGACCACAAAGGAGAACAAGAAAGCCACAUUGUCUGCAAAUAAUGGGGAGACUAAGGUGCAGGCUUCAACUCAGGAGACAACAAAAUUACACAAGCCUGUUUUCAGGAGUUCCACGAUAGAUCGCCUAUCUGCUGCUCGGACAAGUGAUCUGCGGUCAUCAAGUGAAUCAAAAGCAGGCCAAACUAAAAAAGCAACGAUGAAGGACAGUGGACCUCAGAACAAGAAGGUAAAUCAAGAAAAGUUGAUAUUCUCAGAUAAGAAAACUGGUGCAAAGGAUUCCAAUAAAUAUUCUUCUAUUUCUGAUGCUCCUGGAAGUGAUGAUAUGGCAGCAGUGAAAUCAUUGCAAAACAAGCAAAGCAGGCCGAAAGCUACACCAGGUGGUUUGCGCGAGGAAGCUGAAGAUAUUAAGGAGUUGCACAGUAUUUCUUCAAUUGAUAAAACUGAAAGAGAAAGAGACUUGCCAGUGCCGAUUGAAAAUCAUUCUGCUCAAACAGAACCCUUGAGUGUUAAUGUUGAGGAUACAACCAAGGCAUCUCUGGUGACCAACGAUUAUACUGGAUCAAAGCCUGAAAUGAGCGGUUAUGAACUACCUUCCACUGCUUCAGACGUUAUUGAGGAUAUUAUGGUGAGUGAAAAUUUUCCUGUCUUGCCCAAGGUUUCUGUGUCUGAAGUCUCAACCCCACCACAGAAAUGUGACACAAGCCCUGAAUACCACAGCCGUAAAAAGUGGAACAAUGGUGAAACCUCCCCUAAAAUCUCCAAGGGAUUCAGAAAGCUUCUAUUGUUUGGUCGGAAAAGCUGAAAGCCUCCCGGAAUUGUUCCGACCGUACGCUAGUCCAAAUUCUUUUAUUUGAUUUGUGAAGCAGUUGAUUAUUAAUUGAAAUUUUUGUGUGCCAGGUAGAUAAAGAAAUGAAAUGAUUUCGAUUCAAUAAGGCCUUGGGUUUUGUUGCCAAAUGAAUAUACAUCUAAACAGGUUAUCUACAAUUCCUAUAGAAGAAAUGUAAGAGAGUAUUCUUUGUUUCA